CGGAAGUGCACAGGAGUUGGUCGUAGUUCUAAAUAAAAAUGCUACCUUUGUAGUGUUCGGGUGACACCGGGACAUUAACGGUGAAUGUAUUCAUAUCUGAAAUGCCUACUAGUGCUCACACCCGCCUUCCCGGUCGCUUUAAUGUGGUGAGCGCGGAUGAAGUCGCCAAGUUGUGCUACGAGCGUUUCAGUCAGCUUCCCCGCAGAGGGAAGCCUGAGCCGGGCAGAGAGUGGACCCUGCUGGCCGCUGUGCUCCAGAUCACCCGCGGAGCUGACUCUCACUCAGUUGCCAUGGAGGUUGUUUCCCUGGGAACUGGGACCAAAUGUAUUGGACAGACCGCCAUGAGUCCCACAGGUGAUGUACUUAACGACAGCCAUGCAGAGGUCAUUGCCAGGAGGGGAUGUAUCAGGUACCUGAUCCAGGAGCUGCACGGGGCUGUGAGCGGUCGGGGCAGCUCUGUGUUUUGUGCAGCAGAUGAGCGAGGAAAGUGGAAGCUUCGGCCUGGAGUGUCCUUUCUCCUGUUUACCAGUCACACUCCCUGUGGCGACGCCUCCAUCAUCCCCAUGACUGACAGCCAGCCUCAGCCCUGCCCUCCUGUCACAUCGGUAAAGGGCCAUGAACAGACUGAUGGAGGAGGAGACCUGAAAAGGAAAGCAGAGGAAUCCGGCGAGGUGCAAAACUCUAAGCAGCCUCGUCUGGAGGAGACAGCAGAGAUGAAGGAGGAGGACAGAGGAGACACAGAACAGUGUGGAUCACUAAACUUUAACAAAACAUCGGAAACACCCUCACAAACCAGCAGCUCUGCAGACUUGGCUCAAACUGAUGGUGCUGGGCUGCAUCAUCAGGUCUCAGACAUUCACAGAACAGGGGCCAAGUGUGUACUGGGUGGCCCAGCUGACCCUCUGCAGCCUGGGGUGCGGUAUCACAGUCCGGGCGUGCUCCGGGUGAAGCCCGGCAGAGGAGAGCCAACUCUCUCCCUCUCCUGCAGCGACAAGAUGGCCCGCUGGGGGGUGCUGGGCUUCCAGGGUGCACUGCUGUCCCAUUACCUACAGGAGGCUCUGUACUUCAGCACCGUGGUGGUGGGGAAGUGUCCAUAUGACCAAGAAGUCAUGCAGAGAGCUUUGGUCACAAGGUGCGCCUGUGUAUCGGACCUCCCUGCCGGUUUCUCCGUACGUCCACCCGAGCUGCUCCAGGCCACGUUGGAGUUUCCUUUCAGCCAGGCUCAAACAGAGCUCCAGCACCAGGCCGGCCAGGGCCGCAUCUCCCCCUGCGGGGCAGCCAUCAGCUGGUGUAACAUAACAGAGCAGCCACUAGAUGUCACCGCUAACGGCUACAAACACGGAGUCACCAAGAAGGCCCUGGGAACAGCAAAAGCCAGGUCUCUUCUGUGCAAAUUGGAGCUUUUUCAUUCCUUCUUGUCUUUGGUGUCGGCCACCGAUCCCUCGGCUCUCCCCAACUCUCUCAGGAAAGCAGAGCUGCAAACCUACUGGGACUACAAGCAGGCCUCCCAGUCGUACCAGCAGGCCUGGCAGCAGUUGCGCAGUCAGGCAUUCCCUCUGUGGCCGCGCAGUGACAGAAACCUCCUCCUCUUCCACUGAAAACUCCCUCUUGACAGGCUCGAUGACAAAGCGGCAUUGUUGUAGGAGAAACUGAGAGGUCAAAGGUCGCCCAAGGUUUGAAUUUGUGAAACUCAGUUUUCAAACACGCUGCCGAGAACAAAGGAUCGCAGCACCCUUUUAAUAAAAGGACAAGCUUGGCUUCUUUAA
Molecule: messenger RNA, 1766 nt
Organism: Oreochromis aureus
Lineage: Eukaryota; Metazoa; Chordata; Actinopteri; Cichliformes; Cichlidae
Gene: adat1
Product: adenosine deaminase tRNA specific 1
Exons: 9
Coding region: 102-1598 (498 amino acids)
Biological process (GO): RNA processing
Molecular function (GO): RNA binding; adenosine deaminase activity
Source: RefSeq, a predicted model, not a curated record